This is a messenger RNA of Echinostoma caproni, 411 nucleotides long. The record is from the annotation of a GenBank genome assembly. NCBI's taxonomy places the organism in Eukaryota, Metazoa, Platyhelminthes, Trematoda, Plagiorchiida, Echinostomatidae.
AUGGUUGGAAAAUCCUCCUUUCUGCGGACAUUUGUGAAAGGCACCUACAGCACUGUCUGUGAUCCCACUGUCGGAGUGGAUUUCUAUUCACGCACGGUGCGCGUCAGUGAUGAUAAAUACGUUCGGCUACAGUUUUGGGAUACUGCCGGUCAGGAAAAAUUCCGGUCCAUUGCCAAAUCAUAUUAUCGGAACUGUGUCGGUGCUUUCAUUAUGUUCGAUAUCACGGAUCGGGAAACGUUUGAGAAUGUGCCUAGUUGGUAUGAGGAAGCAUUAUCCUCGAUUCGAUGUCCCUCUCCGGUAGUGGUGAUUGUGGGUCACAAAGCCGAUCGACACGCGGACCGGCAAGUCAGUUUCCCUAUCUGUUUCAAUCUCCAAAUCAUUUCAUUUUUAUACCAACUUGAACCUAGCUGA